UGCGCCAACACACUAGGCGCGACCUUUCGUGCAGCGAACAGUGAGGCUUCGAAACAGCGACAGAAACUCGGUUUUACUCCGUUUAUAAUGUUUAUUUGCAAAUAUUUCAGAGGAGAUUAAGUGACUGUAACCGAGGAAGAAAAACCGAACCGAGAUGCUUCGUUUUUCUCUGGUAGUUUGUGGCAGAGGAGCCGCUAAAAGGUUUGCAUCGUCGUUCUCUGGUCAGAGCGCUCUGCCUCCGAAUUUACUGCUGCCCACCAACCUCGUGGAUCCUGCCAGAUUAAAGCGUCCUCCUCCUCCCGCAGACUGUUCACUGCCUCUCCUGAGGAAGUGUGAUGCUGUCGUUCCUGCUCACCUGAGCCCCGUCCAGACGUGGGUGGAGACUCUGGAGAGGCAGGACAGCGAGCCAUUGGGUUUGGCUCACCUCCACCCUGACGUCUUUGCGGUGCCUCCGAGGCUCGAUAUUCUGCACGAUGUUGAAAUAUGGCAGAGAAAUUUCAAGAGAAUCAGCCACGCCAACACAAAGAUCAGGUCAGAGGUCAGAGGUGGGGGCAGGAAACCGUGGAGACAGAAAGGAAGUGGAAGAGCUCGUCACGGAAGCAUCCGAUCACCGAUAUGGAGAGGAGGUGGGGUGUCUCAUGGACCCAGAGGGCCAACCAGUUACUACUACAUGUUACCCAUGAAAGUGCGAGUGCAAGGACUCAAAGUGGCGCUGAGCUCCAAGAUGACUCAGGACUUCCUUCACAUUGUGGACUCCCUGAACAUCCCCACACCGGACUCUCAGUAUCUACUGGACCUCAUCAGACAGAGACACUGGGGAGAGUCGGUGUUAAUAGUCGACGUAGGUGAAGAGUUUCCUGAGAACAUUCUUCAGGCCACAGCAAACUUAAAGACAGUGAACAUCAUUCCAGCCAUCGGUCUGAAUGUCCACAGCAUGCUGAAACAUGAAGCUGUCGUCCUCACUCUGGACACUGUCCGGUUUCUUGAAGACAAGCUGCUCUGGCAUGACCAGCGCUACACACCUCUGUACCCGUUUAAACUGCCCUACUCUGACUUCCCAUAAAUGACGUGAUUAUUACUUGUAAUAUAUUCAUUCACUGCAGUGAGCCAGUUGUUUUCUUAAUGUGUUUAUUGUGUUUCACAACAAAAGUCAUUAAUAAAUAAUCCCAAUGAUACAAAAAAAACAA
Seriola aureovittata is the source of this 1187-nucleotide messenger RNA. RefSeq names its product mitochondrial ribosomal protein L4 (gene mrpl4). Lineage: Eukaryota; Metazoa; Chordata; Actinopteri; Carangiformes; Carangidae. The transcript has 9 exons. Gene Ontology annotation, biological process: translation. Gene Ontology annotation, cellular component: ribosome. The record is from RefSeq and is a predicted model, not a curated record. Gene Ontology annotation, molecular function: structural constituent of ribosome. Bases 155 to 1063 code for a protein of 302 amino acids.